CGGCUGGGGGAUGUCCCCGCGGCGGGGGCACUGAGCCGCGCCUCGCCCCGCUGCUGCCCACGGCGGCGGAGGGAAGGCGGCCGGCGGGUGUCGUCGCUCCUGUCCCCUUGGCGCACCGGGUGUGAAGCCGGGGCAGGGCGGAGAGUUUCGCUGCGAGAACCGCGCUGCGAGGGAGACCCGCCGCGGCCGGAGCCAUGUUCCCCCAGAGCCGGCACCCCACCCCGCACCAGGCUGCGGGCCAGCCUUUCAAAUUCACCAUCCCGGAGUCGCUGGACCGCAUCAAAGAAGAGUUCCAGUUCCUCCAGGCGCAGUACCACAGCCUUAAAUUGGAAUGUGAGAAACUGGCAAGUGAAAAGACGGAAAUGCAGAGGCAUUAUGUGAUGUACUAUGAAAUGUCGUAUGGAUUAAACAUUGAAAUGCACAAACAGACAGAAAUCGCGAAGAGAUUGAAUACAAUUUGUGCACAAGUCAUCCCAUUUUUGUCUCAGGAACAUCAGCAACAAGUGGCCCAAGCUGUAGAACGUGCCAAACAAGUGACCAUGGCUGAAUUGAAUGCCAUCAUCGGGGUACGUGGCCUUCCAGGUCUACCUCCUACACAGCAGCAGUUGCAGGCUCAGCAUCUCUCCCAUGGCCACGGACCUCCAGUGCCUCUAACGCCACACCCAUCAGGACUUCAGCCUCCAGGAAUCCCUCCACUUGGAAGCAGUGCUGGCCUUCUUGCCCUCUCCAGUGCUUUGGGUGGGCAGUCUCACUUGGCAAUAAAAGAUGACAAGAAGCAUCACGAUGCAGACCACCACAGAGACAGAGAGCCAGGCACAAGUAAUUCUCUGUUGGUCCCCGACAGUCUACGAAGCACAGAUAAACGCAGGAAUGGCCCUGAAUAUGCCAAUGACAUCAAAAAGAGAAAGGUGGAUGAUAAGGAUUCCAGCCACUAUGACAGUGAUGGGGACAAGAGUGACGAUAACUUGGUUGUAGAUGUAUCCAAUGAGGAUCCUUCUUCCCCAAGGGCAAGUCCCACUCAUUCACCACGUGAAAACGGUAUAGAUAAAACCCGCCUACUGAAGAAGGAUGCUUCCAGCAGCCCAGCAUCUACAGCCUCUUCAGGAAGUUCCACUUCCCUCAAAUCCAAAGAAAUGGGCCUGCAUGAAAAAGCCAGCACGCCUGUUCUGAAAUCCAGCACACCGACUCCUCGAGGUGAUGUGCCAACCCCAGGCACUAGUGCAACUCCAGGACUCCGUCCAGGCCUUGGCAAACCUCCAACAAUGGACCCUCUGGUUAACCAAGCUGCUGCAGGUUUGCGGACACCGUUGGCAGUACCAGGACCAUACCCAGCUCCAUUUGGAAUGGUACCUCAUGCUGGCAUGAACGGAGAGUUAACCAGUCCAGGGGCAGCCUAUGCCAGCCUGCACAAUAUGUCACCCCAGAUGAGUGCUGCUGCUGCUGCAGCUGCCGUGGUUGCCUAUGGAAGAUCUCCUAUGGUUGGGUUUGAUCCUCCUCCUCACAUGAGAGUACCUGGAAUCCCUCCAAAUCUAGCAGGGAUUCCUGGGGGAAAACCAGCCUACUCCUUUCAUGUUACUGCAGAUGGUCAGAUGCAGCCAGUUCCUUUCCCUCCUGAUGCCCUCAUCGGUCCAGGAAUCCCUCGCCAUGCCCGUCAGAUCAACACCCUGAACCACGGGGAAGUUGUGUGUGCAGUUACCAUCAGCAACCCCACGAGACACGUCUACACGGGUGGGAAGGGGUGUGUCAAGGUUUGGGACAUCAGCCACCCUGGCAACAAGAGCCCUGUCUCUCAGCUGGACUGCCUGAACAGAGAUAACUACAUCCGCUCCUGUAAGUUGCUUCCCGAUGGAUGCACUCUCAUUGUUGGUGGGGAAGCCAGCACGUUAUCCAUUUGGGACCUGGCAGCUCCAACUCCUCGCAUCAAAGCAGAGCUGACAUCUUCUGCUCCAGCUUGCUAUGCCCUAGCUAUCAGCCCUGAUUCCAAGGUGUGCUUUUCCUGCUGCAGUGAUGGGAACAUCGCAGUGUGGGAUCUGCACAAUCAGACAUUGGUCAGGCAAUUCCAGGGCCACACAGAUGGAGCCAGCUGUAUUGACAUUUCUAAUGAUGGUACCAAGCUCUGGACAGGAGGUUUGGAUAACACUGUCAGAUCCUGGGACUUGAGAGAAGGGAGACAACUACAACAGCAUGACUUCACAUCACAGAUAUUUUCCCUUGGUUAUUGUCCUACUGGUGAAUGGCUAGCUGUGGGAAUGGAAAGCAGCAAUGUCGAAGUGCUACAUGUAAAUAAACCGGACAAGUAUCAACUGCACCUUCAUGAGAGCUGUGUAUUGUCACUCAAGUUUGCUUACUGUGGUAAAUGGUUUGUGAGUACUGGGAAAGAUAACCUUCUUAAUGCAUGGAGAACUCCUUAUGGAGCCAGUAUCUUCCAGUCCAAAGAAUCUUCAUCAGUGCUUAGCUGUGACAUCUCUGUGGAUGAUAAGUACAUUGUCACUGGCUCUGGAGACAAAAAGGCUACAGUCUAUGAAGUUAUCUACUGAAAAAUAUGAUGGGGAUAUUCUUUUAGUGGUUGAACUGGGCCAAAAUUGUUUGUAGAAGUAGAAAGGUUUUGAAUUUUUUCAAAGGAACAAAAGUGUUGAGGUUCCAGACCUUGCCAUGAAGCUACUCCGGUUUUUCAAAACAGAAGGCAACAUCCAGCAACUAAGUAUUGGCUACGUGGACCAGACGGAACACAGAGGCAAGACGGACAGAUGUAGCCUAGGUUUUUGACAUUAUUUUUAAAAAGCCAAGUCUACUGAAGAAUGUUGGAGCCUUUUAUUUUUUUUUUUCUUUUUGUGACCUCAUGCAAAUUUUUCUCAUUGCCUGAAUAUGGGGGAUAAAUACCUUUCUGUUUCUUGCAUUUCAAGUUGCAUUCUGUCCUGUGUAGAGCAGCAGUGUCUCAGAUGAACUUGUUUCCUGGUUUUGCAUCUUGUGAUAUGUUUUUGUAUUUUUGUUGAAGGUCAAACAUUUGUAUAAAUUGUAAAUAUAUUUAGUUUACUACAGUAAAGGCUUUAGUACCAACAACCAGUCUUCCCCUUUGCCCCCUCCCUGCUUGCCCUGCUUAUUUAAAAUUAAAAACCUUUUGGGGAUAUAAGUACCUUUUUAGAAGCAAAAGCAAACACUAUGUAUAGUUUGAAAAUGGUGUCUUAUUCUUUAUAACUAUUCUUAGAUUCCUUUAUCAUACUUCAAAGUAGUUGAUUUGACAUACUAGGGUAUCAAGUCCAGUAGAUAUUGUCUUGUUCUACAGAAACUUAAAGGCAGUUUUGUACUAAUCAUAGUGUAAAUAUAAAAAUUGAACAUUUCAUAAAGAUGUGCAGUUUAAGUUUAUUCUGAUGUCCCAUGUAUAUGUUUUUUGGCAGAUACAGUAAAUAUGUGCCUGAUCAUAACUCAUUUGGUCAUUUCUCUAGGAGAGGAGGUGACUUCCCUGUCCUUUUUCCCCCAUCUGAACAGAAUUCAUGUGAGACUGCAUUUCAACUAAGUGCAUCAGAGCCUUUAUUCGUUAUAUGAGGAUGUCUGUGAUUAGAUAAGCUAGAUAAAUUGCAUCCUUCAUGUUUUACAGAGAAGUGGUAGUUAAUGACCAUUUCCUUUUUAAAGUCUUGUCUAUACUUAGAUACUCAGGUAAAUUUAACUAAAUUACCAAAAGUAUGAGUUUUACAGGGGAUUGCUUAAAGAUGAUAAAUACUUGCAGGGUUGCAAGUGAAGUGAAUUAACUUAAACUGGGUUAAACUCGCUUCUUAAUUUCUUGUGAAAAUAUUGACAAAGGAAUAUUUUGAUUUUUAACUAAUCCACUCUACAAAUUAAUUAGAAUUAAUCUUCCUGAGUGUCCCAUGUUACACAGGCCUUUAGGCUCUAUGUAUGUAUUCAUGCUGAGCAAUCUUUCAGUCCUUUCCAUUGUCACAUCGCUGUGUGAUAUCUGUGAAGAGCCAUGAUACGCAGCCAGUUACCAAAGCUAUGCAUCUUCAAGUUUUCUUGGUGUACUCAAGAGCAAUGGAUGAGGAGAGAAUGUGUUCACUUUACUUAACUAUUAUUUUUUCAGUCUAAUGUGUUCUACCACUGUGUGCUAGACAACAAACUUUGCUGUUGCACUGGUGAGAGCCAUACAUUUCCUACAUUCUGUAAUUUGGUUAGAAUUUCUGUUGCUAAUGGAGAGUACAGCUGAACAGAAGGGUGUCUUUAAACAGCUAAUUUAGAUUACACAAACUGGCAGACAGAAGAGCUGCUUUCUCAUUUUGCUAGCAUUUGACAAUGGCCUAUGUCCCUGCUCUUUCAAAGACAUGUAGCUAGGAAGAAAAAGUUUGACUAACAGAUGCAUUGAUUGGUUAUGGAAUUUUUCAUCUGGGGGCAAAUUUUAUCUAAGUUUCUAGUCUGAAGAGACACAGGUUUUCUUUUCAAUUUACAUGACCAUUCUACUAAAACCAUUUUAUAGCAUCUAGAACUGUAAUAGCCUUAAUGUGUUAACAUUGCAUUCGGAAUGUAAAAUGUUACCCCUUCAGGAUAAUCUGGUCUCCUAUAACAUUUAAAAUUAGCAUUCUAUCAGUAUGUAUCCAUGUAUAUCUUUGUUGAUUGUUUAGUUGUUAAUUUGUAUCUGUAUGAAAAAGACCAGUUUAGUUGCUGGUCAUGUGGCUUUCAGACAUGGUGGGGCAAAAAGCAGAAUGAUCAGACUUCAAAGAGUUAACUAUAUUUGCUACACUGAAAUACUGGGAAUUGCCAUGCCUUUUUAAAAGGGAAAGUUUUAAAUCAAAAGGAUUUAUGAGAUUACUUGAUUUUUACGAUUUUCAUAUUGAAAUUUCUCUGAACAUCUGGCUCUGGCAGUGAUUGAGUUUAGCAGCACUGGCAAAUUUGCUUUAUUUGGGACCAUUUGGAUUUUUGCCAAACUGCUAUCACCUUGGCUUUUACUUUAUAGGUAUCCUUUUGCUGUUCUCUGAAGUCAAUAUCAGAGGAACCAAGAAUGCAAGUAUUCCUACACGUCCAUAUAAAUAAAAAAAAAAUCUCACAAGUGUAAUUGUAAUAUAUGUUGUGACAUAGUGCUUGCUAGUAAGAUCACAUUCUUGUCAAUCAGGAGAUUAAAAAUCAUAGUGUCAGGAAAAUCACAAAAUACCUUGUUUGCUUGGCUUCUAGAAUGCAAUGUGUCAGAGCAGUUAUGGAAUCAGAAAUUUAUGCAUGUGAAUGAGUUUAAUCAUAUUUGUGACAUAUAUUUUUUGAUUAUAUUUAAGUAAUUAAUUUCUUUUUUUUUCCCCCAUCAUAUCUACUUUAAGCCUUGAGUCUAAAAACUAGUAGAUGCAUCUGAAAGCUUCUGGGUGGAUCAUACAUACUUGUGGAUGAGUAGUUCUCUCCAUUUGCUGUUUCAGAGUUCACUUAAUAUUUAUAAAACAUUGUGAGUUUUUUUCAUUUGUCAGACAGUAAAGCAUAUUCUACUUGCAGAUGUAAUUUUUAAUGAAAAUAUAGAUUUCUUUUAAUGAAAAAAUAGAAGAUAGACACUCCUAGCCUGUCUGGUCUACGCAAUUACCUAAAAGACGUAAAGCUUGUGAAGCUUAAAACUUCUGUAAGUUCUUGUAGCCCUGUGCAAAGUAGUGGGUGUAAAUAAUUGCUUAUUGAAUGAAGAAACAGACCAACCAAGAUCAGCAAUAACAGAAAAGGCACUGGGAAAACCAUAUGGGAAAAAGGAAGUACACCAGUAACUAUUGUGUAGGUUUGUUUUUUGGUUUCUUUUUGUUUGU
Molecule: messenger RNA, 5753 nt
Organism: Pseudopodoces humilis (Tibetan ground-tit)
Lineage: Eukaryota; Metazoa; Chordata; Aves; Passeriformes; Paridae
Gene: TLE1
Product: TLE family member 1, transcriptional corepressor
Biological process (GO): regulation of DNA-templated transcription; negative regulation of canonical Wnt signaling pathway
Cellular component (GO): nucleus; transcription regulator complex
Molecular function (GO): protein binding; transcription corepressor activity
Source: RefSeq, a predicted model, not a curated record